AUGGCUAGAAAAAAGAAUUUUAGAGGUAAGCAAAAAACAUUUGGUGCUCGUGAUGAUUCAAAUGCACAAAAGAACUGGUCUGAAUUAGUUAGAGAUAACGAACAGUGGGGACUAUAUUAUAAAAAACUGAAUAUAAUACCUGAAGAUCAAUGGGAGGAGUUUAAGAAAGCUUGUCAAGCUCCAUUGCCUUUAACUUUCAGAGUCACUGGUUCUAGAAACCAUGCUCAAGAGGUUUUACAAUUGUUUAAAGAAAGACAUUUACCAAACUUAACUGAUGUAGAAUUUGAAGGCGAAAAAAUUAAGUCUCCAAUGGAACUACCAUGGUAUCCAAACCAUUUGGCUUGGCAAUUAGAUGUUCCAAAGACUGUAAUCAGAAAACAUGAACAGUUUGCUAAAACUCAAAGAUUUUUGGUUGUUGAGACAGCAGUAGGUAAUAUCUCUAGACAAGAGGCUGUUUCAAUGAUCCCACCUAUCCUUUUAGAAGUUGAAUCAAACCACACUGUUUUGGAUAUGUGUGCUGCUCCAGGUUCCAAAACUGCACAAUUAAUCGAAGCUUUACACACAAACGAAGAUGAGCCAACUGGUAUCGUUGUUGCUAAUGAUGCAGAUGCCAGAAGAUCGCAUAUGUUGGUUCAUCAAUUGAAGAGACUGAACAGUGCAAACUUAAUGGUGGUUAACCAUGAUGCUCAAUUUUUCCCAAGAAUUGCAUUACAUGAAAAUACUACUGAUAGUAACGAUUUCUUAAAAUUUGACAGAAUUUUAUGUGAUGUUCCAUGUUCCGGUGAUGGUACAAUGAGAAAAAAUGUUAAUGUUUGGAGAGAUUGGACCAGUCAAGGAGGAUUAGGUCUCCACAACAUCCAAUUGAACAUUUUAAACAGAGGUUUACAUUUACUAAAACCAAAAGGUAGAUUAGUAUAUUCUACCUGCUCUAUGAACCCGAUUGAAAAUGAAGCUGUCAUUGCUGCUGCUUUAAGAAAAUGGGGUUCAAAGAUUAGAGUCAUUAACUGUGAUGAAAAGCUACCAGGUUUAGUCAGAUCAAAAGGUAUUGACUCAUGGCCAGUCUUUAAUAGAGAUAUGGAGAUAAGACAAAAAGGUGAUCAAGGAGUUUCAAAUACAUGGUUUCCACCAUCUGAGGAGGAAAAAUCUCAAUUUAAUUUGCAAAAUUGUAUAAGAGUGUAUCCACAUCAACAAAAUACCGGUGCUUUUUUUAUUACUGUUAUUGAAAAAUUAGAAGAAUUUGAUGUUGUACCUCCUAAAUCCGAGGAACCAGCUCUUAAAAAGGUUAAACGUUCUACUGAAGAGGAACUUGAAAAGAAAGAAAAAUUACCUCGUGAUGCUAAUGAAGAACCAUUUGUAUUUAUUGAUCCAGAACAUGCAACUUUAAAAAAUUGUUGGAAAUUCUAUGGUAUUGAUGAUAAAUUUGACAAGAGAACGUGUUUGGUACGUAACGCAACUGGUGAACCUACUAGAGUUAUAUACACAGUAAGUCCAUUUUUAAGAGAUAUUGUUCAAGCCAAUGGUGACAUACUAAAAAUUAUUUACUCUGGUGUUAAAUUAUUUGUUUCUCAAAGAAGUGACAUAGAGUGUGCAUGGAGAAUACAAAGUGAAGCUUUGCCAAUAAUGAAACAUCACAUGAACUCUGACAGAGUCGUGCCAGCCAAUAUGCCUUUGUUGAAGCAUUUAUUAAUGGAAUCCUUCCCAAGUUUUGAUGAUAUUUCCGCAAAAAAACUUGACGAUGAAUACGUUAGCAGAAUGGAUAAAUUAAGUUCAGGAUGUUGCUUCAUUGAAAUUGAAAGAGAAGGUGAAGAUAAGGAAAGUUUAUUCUUACCUGUGUGGAAGGGUAAUAAGUGUAUGAAUUUAAUGGUUUGUAAAGAAGAUGCGCAUGAAUUAUUAUACAGAUUAUUUGGUGUCGAGACAAAAUCUAGUGAUAAUCCAAAAGCAAAGGCUCAAGCCGAAAGAUUAGCAAAAAUCAAUGCUGAGAAGGCUGCUGCAGCUAAAGCUGAAAAGUCUACUUCUGACAAUUGA
Tetrapisispora phaffii CBS 4417 is the source of this 2025-nucleotide messenger RNA. RefSeq lists its product as uncharacterized. Gene Ontology annotation, cellular component: nucleus; cytoplasm. NCBI's taxonomy places the organism in Eukaryota, Fungi, Ascomycota, Saccharomycetes, Saccharomycetales, Saccharomycetaceae. The transcript has a single exon. Gene Ontology annotation, biological process: tRNA methylation. The coding region runs from base 1 to 2025 and encodes 674 amino acids. The record is from RefSeq and is a predicted model, not a curated record. Gene Ontology annotation, molecular function: tRNA (cytidine-N5)-methyltransferase activity; tRNA binding.